Messenger RNA from Trichosurus vulpecula (common brushtail), 993 nucleotides. Its product is annotated as olfactory receptor 2Z1-like. Lineage: Eukaryota; Metazoa; Chordata; Mammalia; Diprotodontia; Phalangeridae. Gene Ontology annotation, biological process: G protein-coupled receptor signaling pathway. Gene Ontology annotation, molecular function: olfactory receptor activity; G protein-coupled receptor activity. The record is from RefSeq and is a predicted model, not a curated record. The coding region runs from base 1 to 993 and encodes 330 amino acids. The transcript has 2 exons. Gene Ontology annotation, cellular component: membrane.
AUGAUUCUCGUUAACAACCCUGUGAGCCAAACCCAGAAGGGGGCAGUCGCAGACCACUGGAACUAUUCCACCACAUCUAGCUUUGUCCUCACCAGCCUUUUCAACCACAGUCCAAUGCACCUAUUCCUCUUCAGCAUCGUUGUGUUGAUCUACGUCCUUGCUAUGACAGGUAAUGUGGCCAUGGUCUUUCUGAUCUGGGUGGAUUCAAGGCUCCAUACACCAAUGUACUUCCUGCUCAGUCAACUCUCCUUCCUAGACGUUUUCUUCACCUCAGUCACAGUCCCCAAGAUGAUCGUGGGCUUUCUCUAUGGCUGGACAAGCAUCUCUUUCGGGGGAUGUGGAGCCCAGAUGUUCUUUUUCAUGUUCUUGGGAGCAGCGGAGUGCCUGCUCUUAGCUCUCAUGGCCUAUGACCGCUAUGUCGCUAUUUGUAACCCACUCCGGUACCCAAUACUAAUGAGCAGGCAGAUCUGUUGCCUCAUGGUAAUCACCUCAUGGCUUGGUGGGUCACUUAAUGCUUCCAUCCAGACAAUUCUGACCUUACAGUUUCCCUACUGUGGCUCAAAGAAGAUUGCCCACUUCUUCUGUGAGGUGCCCUCCCUGCUGCAACUUGCCUGUGCUGACACAACUGCUUAUGAAAAAGUGCUAUUUGUUACAGGUGUGGUAGUGCUCCUGGUGCCCAUUGCCUUUAUCACUACCUCCUAUGCUCUGAUCCUGAUUGCUGUGCUUCAGAUGAAGUCAGCUGAGGGGCGCCACAAGGCACUGGCUACAUGCUCCUCCCACCUGACAGUGGUCAACCUUUUUUAUGGACCACUCAUCUAUACCUACAUGUUGCCAUCAUCCUAUCACUCACCAGGACAGGAUGAUGUAGUGUCUGUCUUCUACACAGUCUUCACACCUAUGCUGAACCCUGUCAUCUACAGCCUGAGGAAUAAGGAGGUCUCAGGCGCAAUGAAGAAGGUGAUAAGGAAAUGUAGAGUCACUAGAAAUGUGUAA